Messenger RNA from Lolium rigidum, 1630 nucleotides. RefSeq names its product tRNA dimethylallyltransferase 2-like. Gene Ontology annotation, biological process: tRNA modification. The transcript has 11 exons. Bases 83 to 1483 code for a protein of 466 amino acids. Lineage: Eukaryota; Viridiplantae; Streptophyta; Magnoliopsida; Poales; Poaceae. The record is from RefSeq and is a predicted model, not a curated record. Gene Ontology annotation, molecular function: tRNA dimethylallyltransferase activity. Gene Ontology annotation, cellular component: mitochondrion.
UGGAGGACGGUGAGGCAGGCGGCGGCGAGGGUUUCGGUGUAGGAAGGAAAAAAAAACUAAACCCUCUCAAAUCUGCGUCGAGAUGGCCCACCUCGCCGCACCCGCCUCCCCGCCGCCGUCUCCAAGCCCUAUGCCCGACGCCGGCGACUCCUCGCCGCCGCCCGAAAGGGAGCCAAAGAAGGCGGUGGUCGUGGUCAUGGGCGCGACGGGCGCCGGCAAGUCCCGGCUGGCCGUCGACCUCGCGGCCCACUUCGCCGGCGUCGAGGUCGUCAGCGCCGACUCCAUGCAGGUCUACCGCGGCCUCGACGUCCUCACCAACAAGGUCCCCCUCCAUGAGCAAAAAGGCGUUCCUCACCAUCUCCUCAGCAUCAUCGAUCCUUCCGUGGAGUUCACCUGCCGCGAUUUCCGCCAUCAUGCUGUGCCGAUUAUAGAAGAUAUAUUGGAUCGUGGUGGCUUACCUGUUGUUGUUGGUGGCACGAACUUCUACAUACAGGCUCUUGUUAGCCCAUUCCUGUUUGAGGAUAUGGCAGAAGAUAUGCAGGGUUGCACUUUGAGUGACCGCCUUGAUGAUAUAGGCCUUGCCAUUGAUGAUGCUAGAAGUGGGUAUGAACAGUUGAAGGAGAUUGAUCCUAUUGCAGCGCAAAGGAUCCACCCAAACAACCAUCGAAAAAUAAAACGUUACCUUGAGUUAUAUGCAACCACAGGUGCACUACCAAGUCAUCUUUUCCAAGGAGAAGCUGCAGAGGACAAAUGGGGCCGGCCUAAUAACUCCAGAUUUGACUGUUGUUUCCUGUGGGUAGAUGCUGAUCUUCAAGUUCUGGAUAAUUAUGUCGAUGGAAGGGUCGAUUGCAUGAUCAAUGAUGGCCUGCUUGAUGAAGUGUGCAAUAUAUAUAAUCCCAACGCCGCUUAUACCCAGGGUCUGCGCCAGGCCAUUGGGGUUCGUGAAUUUGAUGAGUUCUUCAGAUUGUGUGGAGCAAAGAAAGAACCUGAUGAGAUAAAAACUGGUUCUUCUACAAAUAUGGUUGAUCUCCAUGAUGAUAAGAUGAAGAGCUUGUUGAAUGAAGCAGUCUCCCAGUUAAAAGCCAACACACGACGACUUGUCCGACGUCAAAGAAGGAGGCUACACAGGCUGAAUAAGGACUUCGGGUGGAAUUUGCAUCGCAUUGAUGCAACAGAAGCAUUCCAAUGUACCACUGGCCACUCAUGGGACAUCAAGGUUGUACAACCAUCCGCAGAUAUUGUCAGAAGGUUCUUGUCUAAGGAUACGGCUUUGGCAUGUAAAAAUUCUUCAGAUGAUAUUGGAGGAACUAGGGUGGCUUCAAGAGAGUUGUGGACUCAAUAUGUUUGUGAGGCCUGCAACAACCGAGUCCUUCGAGGGGCACAUGAGUGGGAACAACACAAGCAAGGCCGAGGUCACCGCAAAAGAACACAACGAUCGAAGCAGAAGUGUAAGAUUAGUGCAGCAUCUGAAGUAGAAGUAUAAUCAUAUGCACAUUAGGUGUAGUUUCAGCAUAGAUGAACACCGUGGCCUUGUCGCCCAACUGUUGCCACUUGUAGUAGAUAUUUUGUUUUUCAAUUCAGAUCGGUUUCGAAUCUUAUGGAAGAGAUUGGAUAAAAGGGUGUGACUAGU